This is a messenger RNA of Pygocentrus nattereri (red-bellied piranha), 1396 nucleotides long. RefSeq names its product T cell receptor alpha chain MC.7.G5-like. Bases 58 to 885 code for a protein of 275 amino acids. NCBI's taxonomy places the organism in Eukaryota, Metazoa, Chordata, Actinopteri, Characiformes, Serrasalmidae. The transcript is spliced from 6 exons. The record is from RefSeq and is a predicted model, not a curated record. Gene Ontology annotation, biological process: response to bacterium.
UGUUACUCAAAGUGUCAGUCAUUUCAGUCAUGAGGACGGUUUCAGCCUGGAUUCUGGAUGUUGUCUGUCUGUGAAAUAUACGCUGCAGAAACUGUGGAUAUUUACCAGAAACAGUCGUAUGUCUCUGCUAAGCCUGGUGAAGCCGUUACCCUUCAGUGCACACUGGCUGACCGUCAGAGUACUGAAGACGUGUUUUGGUACAAACAGCCAGUGGGACAAAUGCCUCAGGAGGUGGGCAUCAAGGGGGCAUUUAUGGAAGCAGUAUUUUCAUCACAUUUCAAAAACUCAAGCUUCAAACUGGAGAGAGUGGAGAACAGCGUUAGUCUGACUAUACCACACCCUACAAAAGACGACAAAGCGAUGUACUACUGUGGGAUAUCUGUGAUGAAGAUGAUCAAGUUUUCCACUGGAACAUUCUUAGCUAUUACAGAUCAUCAUAACUUAAACAUCUCAGUGCUCCAAACUCCAGUACGGUGGUCAGUUUCUCCAGGAGAGUCGGUCACUCUGCAGUGCACGGUCCUCUCUGAGAUCAGAGCAGCAGAUCUCCGAGUGCUCUGGUUCAGAGCUGCUGCAGGACAAUCCUUUCCUGAAAUCAUUUACACUCAUCAGAACAGCAGCAGCCGUCAGUGUGAGAUCAGCUCUUCUACAAGCUGCUGUCUGUAUGAGUUCUCUAAGAACAUCCUCGACCACAACCAUACUGGAACUUACUACUGCGCUGUGGCUGCUUGUGGGAAGAUCAUUUGGGGCAGUGGAUCAACUGUGGAAACAGGCAGCUCACUCUGUGCCUCAACAUUCAGCUCUACUUGUGAUGGGACUGGCUCUGGGUUUGUUUGCUGUCUAGAACGUCACACUGUGCUGCUUCUGUAUGAAGUGGAAAAUCUGUAAACACUGCCGAGGCAGUAAAUCUCACCCUGACACACACGAUCUCUCAAGACCAGGCGAGCUACAAGACCAGGACAAGAUGUUCCAGCUGUCAUCACAAGUGAAGGCGGCCUGUAGUUUGUUGGAUUCAGGGAGGAACUCUUGAGUGCCCACCUACUGGAGCAGAUUUGAAAAUGGAAGAAGAUGGUCAUUAGUAAUGUUUUGGUCAGGCCUUUGAAAAGACCCUUUGGGGUGGCAGGGAAUCAAGGAAAAAAAUGACAACAUGAAUGAAACAAUAACUUUCUUCACAGCAAAUUGAUUUUUCAAGAAAAAACAUUAUAAUAAUGUUAUAAGAGUUAAGAGUAAUGAACUCCAACUUGCUAAGCUAUAAUGUUACCAUCCACGCACUCUGAUAGCCGUAAGCUCUGUUUCUGCAGUGACUCUUGUGAAAAUCCCAAAUAUUUUACAAUAACAACUUGGUACACGAAAUAAACAGCAACCAGUUAUGGCUAGUUGUUUGGUCAUGACCACAUAA